ACUAUUCCACCAGGCUACCCUGAUGUAAGUGAGGCUAAAAAGUUGCAUAGUGCGAAAAAAUAUAGUGUGGCGUGGCCAAUCUUCAAGCUUCACGCCGAUAAUGGUGAUCCGCAAGCGGAAUUUUAUGUUGGUUAUUAUCUCAUUUCCGGUGAUCGCGGAGUUGACAAGAACAAAGAAUUGGCUGUUGAAUAUUUUCGUAGAUCAGCCAGCAAAAAUAUUCCUGAUGCUCAAUUUAGAUAUGGUGUAGCUUUGCUUAAUGGUGAGGGGGUUGUUAAAAGUGCAGAAAAUGACAAAAUAGCUAUUGAAAAUUUAGAAAAGGCAGCAAAUCAGGGAAACCUUAGUGCGAUGUUUAAUUUUGGUGAUUUAUUGAUCAAUGGCGCUCACGGAGUGACUCAAGAUUUGGAACAAGGGGCAAAUUGGCUGAAAAAGGCACAUAAAAAAGGUCAUCCGCAUGCUUAUAAAAAACUUGCGGAUAGAUAUCGAGUUCUAAAAUUAACAAUACCUGAACCUGAGGAAAUAUGA
This is a messenger RNA of Dentiscutata erythropus, 522 nucleotides long. Lineage: Eukaryota; Fungi; Glomeromycota; Glomeromycetes; Diversisporales; Gigasporaceae. The record is from the annotation of a GenBank genome assembly.